Messenger RNA from Meriones unguiculatus (Mongolian gerbil), 4223 nucleotides. RefSeq names its product outer dynein arm docking complex subunit 1 (gene Odad1). Bases 526 to 2610 code for a protein of 694 amino acids. The record is from RefSeq and is a predicted model, not a curated record. Lineage: Eukaryota; Metazoa; Chordata; Mammalia; Rodentia; Muridae. Gene Ontology annotation, cellular component: axoneme. The transcript is spliced from 16 exons. Gene Ontology annotation, biological process: outer dynein arm assembly; cilium movement.
CCUCACGGCACCCAAGCCCCUCCUCCUCCUCCCAGCACUGCGAUUCCUGCCCCCCCCACAGUACCCGAGACCCUCCCGCACUCCGCUUGGGGUCCCUGGGCCCCUCUUUCCCAGGCUCAGCUGCCUGUGUGCUCCUGGCUCCUCCGUCUUCCUAAUGCUGCGACCCUUUAAUUCAGUUCCUCAUGUUGCGGUGACCCCCCUCAACCAUAAAAUCAUUUUCGUUGUUACUUCAUAAAUAACCGUAACUUUGCUACAGUUAUGGAUCGUAUUGUAAGUAUGUUUCCUCCGAUGGUCUUCGGUGAUGGUCGACACCCCCAACGGCGUCGCGACCCACAGUAACCAGACCACAACAGUGAGUGUGGAGCUGCAAAGACAGGUCAAGGUGCUCCAGCAGGUAGAGCCCUCGACCGUACCCCAAGCCGGCCGGGGCUCAGAGGGGCCGACAGGCGGCCCCGGCACGGAGUCCGAGGCAGGCCGCAGGACCCAGGCUGUGUGUGUUUGAGGAGCGCCGCCCCUGUGUCCAGGAUGCGUUUGGGUCUGUCGGCCAGGAGCGCCCGCUCCGAAGAAGUUAGCGAGGUCUUCCUGGAGGGACCCGCGGAUUGGGAGCUCAACCGCCUGCGACGAAGAUGCAAGGUGAUGGAGGGGGAGCGGCGGGCGUACAUCAAGAAGGUUCAUCAGAACAUCAAAAAGCAACUCGAGGAGAUUCGCCAGCUGGAGAUGUUCAGAGCCAAGCUCCAGAUGCAAAUCAGCGUGGCGCAGACCCAGGUCAAGCGACUGGGAGACAGCAAACGUUUGGAGGACAUGGGUCAUCUGCUCAAGUGCAGGGCCCAGGUGCAGGGCGAGAUCGACGCGCUGCAAGAUCAGACCCGGGCCUUGGACAAGCAGAUCCAGGAGUGGGAGAGCAAUAUCCUCACCCAGAGUAAGACGCCCCCAGCUCCUGGUGUCAUCUUGGAUCAGAAGGUGAAGGUCCAGAGAAGGAUCACAAUCCUAGAAGACCAACUGGACAGGGUCACCUGUCACUUCGACAUCCAGCUGGUGAAGAACGCAGCCCUGCGGGAGGAGCUGGACCUGCUGCGCAUCGAGAGGGGUCGUUUCCUGAACAUGCACCACAAGCUGAAGAAGGACAUCCACCUGCUUCGGGAGAUGGUUGGAGCUCUCAGCACGUCCUCUACUUCUGCUUACACAGCCAGGGAAGAGGCCAAGACCAAGAUGGGCAUGCUGCGGGAGCGUGCGGAGAAGGAGCUGGCUCAGAGUGAGACAGAGGCACAGAUCUUGCUGCGACAGAUAUCGCAUCUGGAGCAGCUGCACCGAUUCCUCAAGCUCAAGAACCAUGAAAGAGAGCCGGAUCCUGAUGUGGUGCAGAAGCAGGAGCAGCGAGCCCGCGAGGUGGCCGAAGGACUCCGAAAGACAUCCCAGGAGAAGUUAGUGCUGCGCUACGAGGAUGCUCUAAGCAAACUGGCCCAACUGACCGGCGAGAGCGACCCUGACCUGUUGGUGGAGAAAUACUUGGAGUUGGAGGAACGCAACUUCGCUGAGUUUAACUUCAUCAAUGAGCAGAACUCUGAGCUGCACCACCUUCAGGAAGAGAUUAAAGAGAUGCAGGAAGCCCUGGUCAGCGAGCAUGCCAGUCAGGAGAGCCAGCAAAUGCAGCAAGAGCAGCAGUACAGGACGCUGCAGCAGAGUGUGGACAAGGUGUGCUUCGAGUCGGAGCAGCUGGAGUCUCGCUUCCAGGUGCUCCGAGCUCAGCUGGAAAAGCUCAAGACUGAUAUCCAGGUUCUCUUCGACAAGGCUAAGUGUGACGGCAGUGGCAUCAAGGAUCUCCUUGGGGUCAAGAGCUACAUCCGGGAUAGGGACAUAAGCCUCUUUCUGAGUACCAUCGAGAAGCGGCUGGUGCAGCUCCUCAUGGUGCAGGCCUUCCUAAAGGUUCAGAACCAAGCCUCUUUGGCUGAGGCUGCACUUCUGGCACUGGGCCAGAGACUAGAGGACCCCUCAAAGAAGACUCCCCCAUUCCAGCCUCCUGAGACCAUGGAGGACUCCUCGAGUGUUGUCGUCAGAGACGACUACCCCAUGAGCAAGGAGGAGCUGCUUAGUCAAGUCAUGAAGUUGGUGGAGCUCCAGGACCUGGAGGAGGCCCAAAGGAAGUUGGACAGCAGUCCGAGCUUGACCUCCAGCACGCAGAUCUCCCUGGCAGGCCCGUCCCUGGUGAUCCCUAAGAGGACCAGCACGGCCCCUGAGUCCAUCCUGAGCCACAAGGGGAAAGCAGGCCGUGGCACUGGCUCCAUCAGCCAUGUCACCUUUGGUGACUCUGCCUCUGUUGCAGUCCCUAUGACCCUGACUUCCACUAAUGCCAGUGGAGCACUGGGGUCCAGCCGGAGCUCUUCGGCGGGCCGUGGGGGCUACAGACAUACCAGCUCCAGCAGCUACCUGGGGUCCACCGGCUAUAUGGAUACCAGCCGAGGCACCGAGAGCACUGGAGGUGGCCUGCAGAGCCAAAGCCUGGGGUCGGAAAUGAGUCGAGGCCUCAGUUCCAGCGGCGGCCAGACAUCCAGUGCCCUCCCUGCCUCUAGGCCCAGCUCCUCCCCUGGGAAGGACUUGAGGGGCUACCACUAGGGCUGCAGGCCUCUCCUUGCCUCAGCUCUUGACAGGUUUUCUAAUCUCUGCCUCCCUUCUCCCCAGACUCCUCUCCAAUCCCUCUACCCCGAGGCCUCUGAAGUUUUCCUCCAUCUCUUCCCAUUUUUCCCCAUUGUUACCUUCUCCACCUUGGCCUUGACUCUCUGUUGUCUCCUUCCUCUUCGCUUCCUCUCUCUACCCCCCUCAUCUCUUUCAAGCUUCCUUUCAUCUGAUGUCUCCUAACUGGAUUCCCCUCCAUUGACUAGGUGAACUGUAACAGUAGGAAAUAAAGGUCAGAGCCCAGCCUUUUCCCAGCCUGGUUCCUACAGGUGUGUUCAAACAUGGUUGUAACUGUUUCAAGCUCAGGGAAUAAUUUAUGAGCCCAUCUCUGUAUCUGCUUAUUCCUGUGUUCGUCCGUCCAUCCAUCCAUCCGUCUUCAGAGUUUUCCCUGUUUCUGGUUCUGCUGGAAUCUGCAUUAGUCAGGACAGGCUGGGUUACGCUGCAGUAACAAACAUCCCCAGCGUCUGGCUCUUAUGUAGCCAGAGAUUCUCUUGCUCCAAUAUUCUGCUGCUUUGUGGGUUGGUUAAGACCUCUAUUCCACAUCCUGCUCCUGCUCAGGCUGACAGGCCAACCUCGACCUGGAGAGGGGGUCCUGGGAAAGGGAAAAAUGGCAACUCUUGGGGCUUUACAUGGGCCCAGGGGUCCCAUCGUGCACACCGACUAGCAGGGCAGCCUUGGCAGGGGCGGGGGAUGGGGCUAGGGGGCUUCGCAGACGUCUCUGACCGGCCCACAGUGGGCCACAGUGGAUGACUCCUGUCUGUCCAUGCCUAAAUGGUCUGUCAAAAUUUAAUCCAGCUAAAGCCAGACAAAAUUCAUCAGUCACCCUCUAGACCUCCUCCCUCCACUUGGGUGAAAACAGCCGGGUACUCUUAAGGGGGUUUGUGAGAACGAAAUACCUCGAUUCAUGUGAAGCAGCUGCCACAGCCUGUCCCGACUGACACAGAGGUCGGCGGAGCUGGAAACGGAAAACUCGGAAAAUGAGGAUGGAUGCCUGUGACUGACUAUACACUGUCAGUACUGUGUGUGUGGCUGUUAUACUGUCAUCUGUAGAAGUGAGAAAGUGUCUCUACAUUUUCAAACACUCUUUUAAAAGCAUUUUCAGAGCCCAACACUUGGAGGCAGAGUUCAAGGCCAGCCUGGCCUCCUGGGAAACAGUUCCAGGACAGCCAGGGCUACACAGAGAAACCCUGUCUCGACAUCCCUGCUUCCUGUACUAAAAGAUUAUACCUGUAGUAUUGAUUAAUGGCUAAUAUAAAUGCACUCCACUCACUGUGGGUGGGGCCACCCCCCUGGGCGGUGGGCGGGGCCACCCCUGGACAGGUGGUCCUGAAAAGCGGGCAGAGAGAGGCAUUGGGAGCAAAGCAGUAAGCAGCACUCCUCCAUGGCCUUGGCUUCAGUUCCUGCCUCUGUGAGUUCCUGCCCUGACUUCUCUCAGUGACAGUGUGACCUGAGAGUUGUAAGACAAAUAAAGCCUUUCCUUCCCAAGUUGCUUUUGGUGAUGGCCUCUAUGGCAGCAAUGGAAAACUAAGAUAAUAAAAACUUUUGGUAAUCUG